Molecule: messenger RNA, 2314 nt
Organism: Zophobas morio
Lineage: Eukaryota; Metazoa; Arthropoda; Insecta; Coleoptera; Tenebrionidae
Product: acylphosphatase-2-like
Exons: 6
Coding region: 1926-2228 (100 amino acids)
Molecular function (GO): acylphosphatase activity
Source: RefSeq, a predicted model, not a curated record
CCUAUAAAAAUUAAAAUAUUUUGCAAUGUUAUAAAAUUCGAAUUAGAAGCCAUUAUUGUAUGAAAAACACUUUAAAUAACCGUGUUACCGACUAAAUUUCGACGAUAUAUAAAAAGUAGUUAUUUAUGCUAAAUAACCGUGGUUAUUUUUUUUAAUAAAAGUCGCAGGUACUUAGAACUGCGUGAGUACGUUAAAACCUGACAAUAAAUAAAGUGAUUGUGUUCAUCUAAGGUUAAUUUAAUGAAAAAUAUAAUCGUAAUUUAAUUGAAUUUGAACACGGAGCGCCAUCUCACAAGCUGUGUUGCAACAACUAAUAGAAAUCGUUAGAAAUGUCUAUAAGCUCGCAUGAAAUAAUUAUAACUAAUAUUCAAUCAGGAGACACCAUUUCCUACCCUAUACCAAUAAUUAAAGGAGUGAUUAAAAAUAACGCUAAAACACUGUGCCAAAGUGAUAAAAUUUGCCUUAAGACAACUACAAAUACCUCUUAUUUUAAAGUAACAAACAACAAUUUUACUAUUCUGAUUGAAUUAGGAAUUGGUGAAAAUAAUAUUGAUUUACACUACUGCUGUUCAGCGCACCCUUUUGUCAUAAAUUAUUUUCCUCGCUCAACACAAUUUACGGUACUUCCCUUGUAUAUCAUAUGUGAAGGUCAUGAUGGUAAUUUUCAAUCCCCGAACACAGAAGUAAACACUACCGAAAGCGCACUAAAAAGAAUAACGUUGUGUUCGAAAUUAUUACAAAGUGUUAUUGCGGAGAAAUUAUACGAAGAAAACCACGGAAGAAAAACUUUUCAACUAGAGAAUAACUGCACAGUUUUUAAGAGUCGUUUGAAUUAUUUAAAAGCAAGAAAAAUGAAUCAAAAUGAAUUAUGGACUGCCAUUGGGGAAGAAAUUGUUAAUUCAAAUUUGGAGUACGAAAGAAUUAAGUUCCUUGGAUUUCUCUCAUGCACAAAUUAUCGUGGAGAAAACUACCAUGAAAAUCUGGACUACGAUGACGUCUUAAAAAUUACUGAAGCAUAUGUUGCUUUAGGAGGAGGGGGUUUAGCUUUAUUUGGCACAGCAUGUCUUUACGCGUGGCCCGAAACUUUAUCGCAAGUAAUACAAAGAUUUGAAGAUCGUACUAUCAUAGAUCGAACUAAAUUCAUGGACGACAGUUGUUAUAAAGGAACUUUAGGAGCUUGUUUUUCAACAACUUUGGGUUCAGUUUUACAUGAACUGUGUCACACUUUUGAUCUAGGCCACACUGAAGUAGGCAUCAUGGGUAGAGGAUUCGAUGAUAUUUAUAAAGAUUUUUUGUGUGAAGAAAGAUUAGAUCAAUCAAAUGAUUUGGAGUGUCAAAAACUGAAAGAAAAAUCUGGAUAUGGAAGUUUAGGUAAAUUCGUAAGAGAAAGAAGAAAGCAAAAAGGAAUUGUGAACAACAUUUUCUUAACGAAAAGUUGUGUUACUAUUUUAGCUUAUCACAGGUGGUUAAAUAGUUUUCAGUUGUCGGAUAAAGUAGUCAAAUUUGAUCCUCUCACCAAACUGGUAAGUUCGACAGCAGGUCUCAGAGUCAUCGAAUUGCGCGACGAAGAAAAUGGAAUGGUUCUUCUUCACUGGAUUUUCGAUGGUAGAAUACUGAAAUACUCAUUUAAGCUUCCCGAAGAAGAUUUACAAAAAUAUGGCUGCAAGUAUGUGGUGUUUGUUGAAGACAACCAUGGAAAUAUUUUAAAACAUGUAAACAUGUAAACAAAAAAUAAAACUCUGAUUUUUUUUAACCGUCUGCAUCAUUAUUCUCUGUUACUUAUAAUUGCAUAACACCUAUUAACGUCUUAGAUGAUGUUGUUGUUUUAAAUAGAACGGAUUUAUAAUUGGACACCUACCGCAAACUUUUACUGUCAGUAAGAAGCCUCCACUGCACAGUUUUUCCUCUUCGUUCCUUUUUCUAAGAUGAACAACACAAUAAAUUCGCUUGUUUCUGUUGAGUUUGAGGUUUUCGGAAAAGUGCAAGGUGUUUACUUUACAAAAUAUUGUAAAGAAAUGUCCGAAGAUCUUGGCAUUACUGGAUGGGUUAAGAAUACAAAAAAGGGAACCAUCCAAGGAAAACUACAAGGUUCGAAGGGUAGCGUAGAACAAAUGAUUAUUUGGUUAUCAAACACUGGAUCUCCUGGUAGUAAAGUUGAUCAUUGUGAUUUAACCAAUUGGCAAACUUUGGCUAAACCGGAUUUUAGAGGAUUUACGAUUAGGUUUUAGAAGUAUAGAAAAACGCAAAAGUUUUAACAGUCUGAUCGUUGUAUUUUAUAUUAAGGUAAUUAUAUAUAUAUUUUAUUUCUUGUUGU